GAUUGGCUGGAAUUAGGGCCGGGUUCCGGAGUCCUUUCCAGCUCCCUCUUCGGCCGGGUUUCCCGCCGAAUACAAAGGCGCACUGUGAACUGGCUCUUUCUUUCCGCCAAUCAUUUCCGCCAGCCAUUCAUCACCGAUUUUCUUCAUCUUCCCCUCCCUCUUCCGUCCCGCAGUCCCCGACCUGUUAGCUCUCCGUUAGUUAAGGGACUCGGGUCCUUCCGAACUGCGCAUGCGCCACCGCGUCUGCGGGGGUGAGAAGCGGGCAGGGGCGCAGGCGCAGUAGUGUAAUCCCCCUGGCCGGUCCCUAAGCACGUGGGUUGGGUUGUCCUGCUUGGCUGCAGAGGGAGUGGAACCUCGAUAUUGGUGGUGUCCAUCGUGGGCAGCGGACUAAUAAAGGCCAUGGCGCCAGCAGAAAUCCUGAACGGGAAGGAGAUCUCCGCGCAAAUAAGGGCGAGACUGAAAAAUCAAGUCACUCAGUUGAAGGAGCAAGUACCUGGUUUCACACCAGGCCUGGCAAUAUUACAGGUUGGCAACAGAGAUGAUUCCAAUCUUUAUAUAAAUGUGAAGCUGAAGGCUGCUGAAGAGAUUGGGAUCAAAGCCACUCACAUCAAGUUACCAAGAACAACCACAGAAUCUGAGGUGAUCAAGUACAUUACAUCUUUGAAUGAAGACUCUACUGUACACGGGUUCUUAGUGCAGCUACCUUUAGAUUCAGAGAAUUCCAUUAACACUGAAGAAGUGAUCAAUGCUAUUGCACCCGAGAAGGAUGUGGAUGGAUUGACUAGCAUCAAUGCUGGGAAACUUGCUAGAGGUGACCUCAAUGACUGUUUCAUUCCUUGUACGCCUAAGGGAUGCUUGGAACUCAUCAAAGAGGCAGGGGUGCCCAUUGCCGGAAGGCAUGCUGUGGUGGUCGGGCGCAGUAAAAUAGUUGGGGCCCCAAUGCAUGACUUGCUUCUGUGGAACAAUGCCACAGUGACCACCUGCCACUCCAAGACUACCAAUCUGGAUGAGGAGGUAAAUAAAGGUGACAUCCUGGUGGUUGCAACUGGUCAGCCUGAAAUGGUUAAAGGGGAGUGGAUCAAACCUGGGGCAAUAGUCAUCGACUGUGGAAUCAAUUAUGUCCCAGAUAAUAAAAAACCAAAUGGGAGAAAAGUUGUGGGUGAUGUGGCAUACGACGAGGCCAAAGAGAGGGCGAGCUUCAUCACUCCUGUUCCUGGCGGCGUAGGGCCCAUGACAGUUGCAAUGCUCAUGCAGAGCACAGUAGAGAGUGCCAAGCGUUUCCUGGAGAAAUUUAAGCCAGGAAAGUGGAUGAUUCAGUAUAACAACCUUAACCUCAAGACGCCUGUUCCAAGUGACAUUGAUAUAUCACGAUCUUGUAAACCGAAGCCCAUUGGUAAGCUGGCUCGAGAAAUUGGUCUGCUGUCUGAAGAGGUAGAAUUAUAUGGUGAAACAAAGGCCAAAGUUCUGCUGUCAGCACUAGAACGCCUGAAGCACCGGCCUGAUGGGAAAUACGUGGUGGUGACUGGAAUAACUCCAACACCCCUGGGAGAAGGGAAAAGCACAACUACAAUCGGGCUAGUGCAAGCCCUUGGUGCCCAUCUCUACCAGAAUGUCUUUGCGUGUGUGCGACAGCCUUCUCAGGGCCCCACCUUUGGAAUAAAAGGUGGCGCUGCAGGAGGUGGCUACUCCCAGGUCAUUCCUAUGGAAGAGUUUAAUCUCCACCUCACAGGUGACAUCCAUGCCAUCACUGCAGCUAAUAACCUCGUUGCUGCGGCCAUUGAUGCUCGGAUAUUUCAUGAACUGACCCAGACAGACAAGGCUCUCUUUAAUCGUUUGGUGCCAUCAGUAAAUGGAGUGAGAAAGUUCUCUGACAUCCAAAUCCGAAGGUUAAAGAGACUAGGCAUUGAAAAGACUGACCCUACCACACUGACAGAUGAAGAGAUAAACAGAUUUGCAAGAUUGGACAUUGAUCCAGAAACCAUAACUUGGCAAAGAGUGUUGGAUACCAAUGAUAGAUUCCUGAGGAAGAUCACGAUUGGACAGGCUCCAACGGAGAAGGGUCACACACGGACGGCCCAGUUUGAUAUCUCUGUGGCCAGUGAAAUUAUGGCUGUCCUGGCUCUCACCACUUCUCUAGAAGACAUGAGAGACAGACUGGGCAAAAUGGUGGUGGCAUCCAGUAAGAAAGGAGAGCCCGUCAGUGCCGAAGAUCUGGGGGUGAGUGGUGCACUGACAGUGCUUAUGAAGGACGCAAUCAAGCCCAAUCUCAUGCAGACACUGGAGGGCACUCCAGUGUUUGUCCAUGCUGGCCCGUUUGCCAACAUCGCACAUGGCAAUUCCUCCAUCAUUGCAGACCGGAUCGCACUCAAGCUUGUUGGCCCAGAAGGGUUUGUAGUGACGGAAGCGGGAUUUGGAGCAGACAUUGGAAUGGAAAAGUUUUUUAACAUCAAAUGCCGGUAUUCCAGCCUCUGCCCUCAUGUGGUGGUGCUUGUUGCCACUGUCAGGGCUCUCAAGAUGCACGGGGGCGGCCCCAUGGUUACUGCUGGACUGCCUCUUCCUAAGGCUUACAUAGAGGAGAACCUGGAGUUGGUUGAAAAAGGCUUCAGUAACUUGAAGAAACAAAUUGAAAAUGCCAGAAUGUUUGGAAUUCCAGUAGUAGUGGCCGUGAAUGCAUUCAAGACGGAUACAGAGGCUGAGCUGGACCUCAUCGGCCGCCUUUCCAGAGAACAUGGGGCUUUUGAUGCCGUGAAGUGCACUCACUGGGCAGAAGGGGGCAAGGGUGCCUUAGCCCUGGCUCAGGCCGUCCAGAGAGCAGCACAAGCACCCAGCAGCUUCCAGCUCCUUUAUGACCUCAAGCUCCCAGUUGAGGAUAAAAUCAGGAUCAUUGCACAGAAGAUCUAUGGAGCAGAUGACAUUGAAUUACUCCCCGAAGCUCAACACAAAGCUGAAGUGUACACAAAGCAGGGCUUUGGGAAUCUCCCCAUCUGCAUGGCUAAAACACACUUGUCUUUGUCUCACAACCCAGAGCAAAAAGGUGUCCCUACAGGCUUCGUUCUGCCCAUUCGUGACAUCCGCGCCAGCGUUGGGGCUGGUUUUCUAUACCCCUUAGUAGGAACGAUGAGCACAAUGCCUGGACUCCCCACCCGGCCCUGUUUUUACGAUAUUGAUUUGGACCCUGAAACAGAACAGGUGAAUGGAUUAUUCUAAACAGAUCAUCAUCCAUCUUCAAGAAGCUACUUUGAAAGUCUGGCCAGUGUCUAUUCAGGCCCACUGGGAGUUAGGAAGUAUAAGUAAGCCAAGAGAAGUCAGCCCCUGCCCAGAAGAUCUGAAACUAAUAGUAGAAGUUUCCCCAGAAGUCAUUUUCAGCCUUAAUUCUCAUCAUGUAUAAAUUAACAUAAAUCAUGCACAUGUCUAUUUACUUUAGUGACGUUCCACAGAAUAAAAGGAAAUAAUUUUGCCAUC
Molecule: messenger RNA, 3462 nt
Organism: Nomascus leucogenys (northern white-cheeked gibbon)
Lineage: Eukaryota; Metazoa; Chordata; Mammalia; Primates; Hylobatidae
Gene: MTHFD1
Product: methylenetetrahydrofolate dehydrogenase, cyclohydrolase and formyltetrahydrofolate synthetase 1
Biological process (GO): tetrahydrofolate interconversion
Cellular component (GO): cytosol
Molecular function (GO): methenyltetrahydrofolate cyclohydrolase activity; formate-tetrahydrofolate ligase activity; ATP binding
Source: RefSeq, a predicted model, not a curated record